Molecule: messenger RNA, 2421 nt
Organism: Symbiodinium sp. CCMP2592
Lineage: Eukaryota; Dinophyceae; Suessiales; Symbiodiniaceae
Source: the annotation of a GenBank genome assembly
AUGUCUGUGCGGCUACUGCGGGGCGAGUUCAAAGAUCCAUGCCGCGCUUUCGACUUCUCAAACUUGGGAGACAUCGAGCUCAAGAAAGGUGACACCGGAGGGGCACUAGCUGCUUUGAACACAGCGAUUGAGGUGGAAUCCCGCUGGCCCACGAUCUGGCUUCACCGUUCUCAGGCCAAGCUUCAGCACGGUGAUUUCGAGGGGGCCAUCGCUGAUGCCACUGCAGCCUUGGAGCUGGACGGGCGCAUCACCUUGGCCUACUCCUCACGCGGAGAGGCACGGCUGCAGUCAGGCGAUGCACUCAAUGCGGCUAUUGACUUCGACACCUUCCUGGCGCAAGAGCCAACGCAUGCCAACAUCUUGUGGCGAAGAAGCAGAGCCCGCUUGGAACUGGGACGACUUCGCGAGGCACUGGCCGACAGCCAGGCUGCUUUGGACGCUGGCGGAUUAACCAGCAAAGAGCAGGCCGACUGCCACCUGGUGACCGCCCUGGGCCGAAUGCGUCUCGCGGCGGGGCCGGAGUCCGUUUCAAAAGCCUGUACCUCCGCGCUGCUCCUGAACCCCAGUUUGCACGAGGCCAUGCUCGUUCGCGGCCAAGCGCAGCUUCAACUGGGCUUCUUUGCCGCCUGCGAGCUCGACUGUAGCGAUGCCUUGAAAGCGAUUCCAGACAGCGCUACUGCCUGGGCCACGCGGGGCAGAGCGCGGCUGAGGCAAAAAUGCUACCGGGAGGCAGCUGACGAUUGUCGGCAGUCUCUUGAACUCGAUGCUCAGUGCCGCUUGGCCAUGUCGACACUGGGUGCGGCGCUGCUGAAUUUGGGUGACAACCAAGGGGCCCUUGAGUAUUGUGAUCAAGCGGUACACGCCAUGUUGGAUCCGAAAGGGGAAGCCGAGGCCAAAACUCAGAAAAAGUCCAAAAAGAAAGCCGGCAUGUCACGAAACAAGGAGCGUCGGAAGUUCAAGGAGAAGAAGACAGUCAGCAAGAUUGCUGCCUCCAGUGCCUCUCUCACUACGUCAGCAACUGCAGAGCCAGAAGUCACCGACAAUGGCCUGCAGGAGUUGGAGAUGACCGAGCCCAGCCCCGAAGAAUCGGAGCAAAAAGCCGAGGUGGAAGCAGGACAGGAGCAGGAGGAGCAAGCCCCGGACAGCCCUGUGGCUGACUCACAAGACGGGGACGGAGGUCAGGAAGGAAAUUCCCUUGAUGCCGAGAUGUCUGCCGUCCAAGUGGAAGCCGAGCGGGACAUGGACAGAUCAGAGAUCGAGGAGCUGGCGGACCUGUACACGAUGCUGGCUCAGGCCAAAGUGGCGCUGGGAGACUUGGACGGAACUAUUGAAGACUGCUCUCGUGCUUUGCAGCUGAAUGAGCGAGUCCCGUUCUGCUGGGCAGCACGCGCCGAAGCCAAGCGAUUGCAGGACAAGCUGGAUGAUGCUGUCGCAGAUGCCAACGAGGCGCUCCGCUUGGAUCCAUUGAAUGUGCCAGCCUACAUCACCAGGGCAAAGGCGAAGUUGAAAGCAGCGCAUUGGCAAUUUGUCGUCACAGAUUGCAGCGAAGCACUAGCUUUGGAUUUGCACCAGAGCAGUGCCUGGUCCACGCGAGCAGCGGCCAGGCUGGAGCUCGGUGACAUUUCCGGGUCUGUGAGCGACGCACGAAGUGCCAUCACAUUAGAUGCGGCAAACGUGGAUGCAUGGUGCGCUCUAGGUGGAGCCCUUCUAGACAACCUCGACAUCGUCGCUUCUGCCGAGGCAUCCAGCAAGGCUAUCGGCCUGGACUCGGACUGUGCGCGAGCCUGGUUCAACAGAGGCUGCGCACGGGCCGACCUGCAGGACUUUGACGGUGCCCGAAAAGACUUCGACGAGGUCGUCAAGCUGUGGCCGGAAAGCUUCAUGGCUUUUGCUCACCGUGCCCACAUUCGUCUGAAGCAGAACGACCCGGAAGGUGCAUUGCAAGAUUGCGAACAGGCGCUGCAACUGGACAAGCGGCUCGUGAGAGCGAUGUGCACCCAAGCUCAGAUCAAGCGAAUUAUGGGUGACCUGAAAGGAGCCGUGUCCGAUGCAACAACAGCGCUGAAGUAUGAUCCAGACUGCGCGUCUGCUUUCUCCAUCCGUGGCCAGGCCUAUUCGAAAAUGGAGAAGCACGACAAAGCAGUCCAGGAUUGCCAAAGAGCCAUAAAGCUGGACCCACCAACCUUGGAGACUCCGAUGUUGGCGUGGCGGCACGCUUGUGCGUCUGAUCCGGUCGCGUCGCCGAUGACGGUGUGGGAGUUUCAGGCUCUGGCUGCCAAGAUGAAACAAGAAGCGAAGGCCCAAGCAGCGGCAGAGGCCGCAGCAAAAUGGGCGCGGAAGGCCAAAGCCGCUGCUGCGAAGAAAGCUGAGGAAGAAGCACUGAGAGCAAACAUGAAGAAAAAUCGCAAGAGUGUGAGGUGA